This is a messenger RNA of Daphnia pulicaria, 13968 nucleotides long. It is a transcript of the gene spen, whose product is annotated as protein split ends-like. Gene Ontology annotation, molecular function: RNA binding. Bases 423 to 11912 code for a protein of 3829 amino acids. The record is from RefSeq and is a predicted model, not a curated record. NCBI's taxonomy places the organism in Eukaryota, Metazoa, Arthropoda, Branchiopoda, Diplostraca, Daphniidae. The transcript has 8 exons.
GAGAGGCGGCUAGUGCCGAUGGUAAGGCCAGUAUACUCUCGCGUCUCUUGGAGAUCGGUUUCUGAUCAAGUUUCUCGUGCAACACAUUGUCGGGAAAAUUAAAACGUCGGGAAAAAAAAUUAUCUAUUCACCGUACGCCGUAUUUCCACGACAAUAUUCAGUUGCUCUCUAUUUGUGUGUGUGUCAGUGAAUAUUGUGAUGAUGGCCCUGUUUCAAUACUGAAGAGAAAACGUCGUGGAUCAAGCUCUCUCUCUCCUGCAGUCCCAAACGGCCUCGUUGUGUCGACAGCAACGAUUUUUUUUCCUUUUUUUUACGUCUCAUUUGUUCAAUUCAACGACACUGAAAAUUUGAUGAAUUGAAACGCCCAACUAACCGACCAAACACAAAGAUUAUAAUGAGGAUACUCCGCCGUUUUGUGCAAAAUGGUCAGAGAGACGCGACAUCUUUGGGUGGGUAACCUACCAGACAACGUCAGAGAAGAACGAAUUCGUGAACAUUUCCAAAGAUAUGGUCGCGUGCAAAGUGUCAAACUUCUGGCCAGGAGUUCCAGCAAAGAUGAAGAGGUCGGCAGUGGUAGUGUCAGUACGGGCUAUUGUGCCGCAGUGGCGUUCAUGGACAUUAAAUCGGCGGCCAAAGCACAUGCCUCGGAGAACAGUCUCGACGAUCGAUGCCUGGUGACAGAUUACUAUGAACCAUUACUGGGCGAUCAGGGACGCACGCCCGGCAGUACUACAACCACGGGAUUAGGGUCGUCAAAUACACCCAGCGGUAGUGGCGGUGGUGGUGGCGGCGGAAGUGUGGGCCGAUCGUCGCAUUUGAUCAACAACAACAGCAGUGGAGGAGGUGGAGGAAGUGGUGGUGGUGGUGGCUACGAUCGGCCAUCUAGUCAUUACUUUGAACGGCGCAGCGAUCCGGACGGGUCCGGAGCAUUCCUCCGCCGACAAGGGCCGGUCAACCAUCAUUAUCGAGAUCGGCCCUAUCGGAACAGUAACGGACCAUUUGUGCGGGAUACUGGUGGCGAAAGAAAUUCUGGCCACUUUCGAUCCGGCACUGGAUCGGCCGGCGGUCCAUCCCCUGGUAGCUGGAAUUCAUACGAGCCAGCUGGACCACCUUCAAGUCGUUACCCGCCGCCCGACUACGGCGGAGGUAUGGACGAACGGUCGGAACGCAUGUCACAAGCCGACCUGCUGCCCAGCACGCCUACCACUGGGAAAAGGACAGCCCCGACUCCUGCUGGACUCUCUUCCACCACUAACAACACCACCUCCUCCUCUUCAAGUGUCAACAAUACACCCCUCUCGGCCCGCAAGAGGAAAUCCAGUCGAUCUCCUAGCCGAUCCAGAUCCAGGUCGGAUUCGAGGACACCGCCCAGCAGCAGUAGAAGUCGUUCCAGAUCCCAUUCUCCGGCUUCAUCUGCUUCUGUUCCAUCACGAUCCAGAUCGAGAUCGACGUCGGGUUCUCGACUACGAUCAAGGACUUUAUCGCCUGGUGGAUCCAGCUCGCGUUCCAGUAGCCCUCAGUCGGCUACAAGUCGGACUAACAAAACACCCCGUUCCGCCCAGUCGUCGAGUUCACCGCGUAGUCGUAGUUCGCGAUCGUCCCAAGGAUCGUCGCGAUCCCCCGGCUGGUUAUCCUCAUCAGCUGGCCCACGGAAUUCACGCUCAUCCCGUCACCGCUUGUCGGGUGGUGGUGGUUCGACGGCCCUCAACACAUCAUCUCCAGCUGGGCAACUCUGCCAUUCGGCCGGAUCAACAGGCUCUGGUGAUGGUGACCGUAGGCCCUUGGCCAUUUGUGUCCGUAAUUUGCCCUUGAGGUCAUCUGACACUAGCCUCAAAGACGGCCUGUUCCAUGAGUACAAGAAACACGGCAAAGUGGUGACAGUGAAAGUGGCAGGCCAGGGUUCCGAUCGUGUGGCCAUUGUUCGAUUUAAAAAGGCUGAAGACGUCGACAAGGCACUCGAAGUGUCUCGUGACAAACUCUUUUUCGGAUGUAAAAUCGAAGUGACUCCCUGGGAUUCUGGACUUGAUUUGGAUGACAAUGAAUUUCGACCGCUGGAAGCCGAUUUGGAUGAGUACCACCCGAAAGCUACGCGAACAUUGUUCAUUGGCAAUUUGGAAAAGGAUGUGACAGCCGCUGAACUAAGAGCCUCUUUUGAAACAUUCGGACCCAUCAUCGAGAUUGACAUUAAAAAGCAGAGCCAAGGUUCUUCGUCCGGUGCUAGUGGUGGUACAGCUGGUGGAACAGUGACCACGACUAGCAGUGGUAGUGGCGGUGGUGGUGGUAGUAGUGGCGGUGGUAGUGGCAGUGGCAGUGGUGGAGGAGCAGUUGGCAAUUCCACGUCGUCAUCCUCUUCGUCCUCUUCAUCCGCGAAUAAUAAUAAUAACAACAACAACAACAACGCCUACGCAUUUUGCCAGUAUGCCGACAUAGCGUCUGUAGUGCGGGCAAUGAGGCAUUUAGACGGUGAACAAGUGGGCAACACCCGGGUCAAGUUGGGUUUUGGCAAAUCUAUGCCAACCAAUUGUGUCUGGUUGCACGGAGUUGCUGAAUCGGUGGCCGAAAAGUUCCUGGCGAGACACAUGAGCCGAUUUGGUCAUGUUUCUUACGCGGCCAUCGACAGAGAGAGGUUCAACGGUCUCGUGUUUUACGAUCAGGUCAGUUGUGCACAGGCUGCCGUCCAGGAAUUGAGAGGUCGCGCACUAGCUGGACGUAAACUUCAGGUGGAUUUCGCUUCUCGUGAAUGCCAAGCUCACUUUUUCGAACUGGUCGAACGUGAACCGAGAAGUAACAGCAGCAGUUCAGCGGCAGCAGCUGCAUUGGCCGUGUCUUCGGCUAUCCAGCACAGAUUACCGUCUGCCACCACUCCAUCUUCAUCUGGACGCACAGUCCGAACUCCCUCUUGUAGUAGCCGUUCAUCAACACAUUCGAAAGAACGGACCGGCUCCUCUAGUUCCAGGUCGCGUCAUGGCGGUAAUUUGAGUCGAGACGAAUCCCUUGAACGCGAUGCCGAAAUGAAAGACCUGACGGGCGAACGCGACACAGAUCUCAUCAGCGCCCGUCGCUGUUCUCGGUCGCCUUCACCAUGUGAAAAGGCCAUCCAUCGGCACCCUUCCGUCGAACCGGAUGUUGCUUCAUCCGGAUCGCCCUACACCUUAUUGGAACGUGAACGAACUCGUCGUUAUGGUAGUGGAGGAAGUAGUAGCAGCAGUGGAUUAAGCAUGGAUACGGGCAGCGCUACAGCCUUACCAACGGCAAACGGAUCCGAUGUUUUCACUCGCAUCCGCGAUUUGAGCGAAGAGCGAGUCGACGGUGUUGCCAGUAGUUCCGGCGAGGAUGAGGAAGACGAAGAAGAAGAAGAGGAACAGCAAGUUUCGGAUGUCGAAUCCAGGUUAGUUGCCACCACCAAGUCGGCCUCAUCUGCUUCUAAGAAAUCAAAGAAAAAGAAAUCAAAAUUGAGUGGAAGUAGCGACAGUGGCGUCAGUGAUGUUAGCACCAACGAGCCCCUCCCGUCCAGCAUUCAGCAGGCAUCGUCUCUUCUUGUCGGCCAUACGUCCAGUUCAUCCGGUGGCUCAUCGGCCUUGUCGACAGCUUGUAUGACAUCACAAACACCGAAACUAUUGCAACCGUUGAGCCGGCCAAGUCGGAGAGUGUCGCGACUUUCAACGGAUAGUUCAGGUGACGGAACGGCCAACGCGACAACGACCAAACAUUCCCUGCCGCGCAUCAUUCCUUGGGAGGUGGAGACACCUUUGUCGCGCAAGAGCCGGCAGCAGGAACAAGGUUGUAGCCGGCCCGGAACCCCACUCUGCGAUGAGAACGACGAACCACCAACAGAUCCUCGAAAGGAACGACCGGUUCGCGUUGCUCUUGAGCGUCCCAUGACGUUACCUUUACCUCGGUUUGGUUUGGAACUCAACCUGUCCGGCUGCCGUGUCAACUCCUGCAAAACAGCGUCGUUAUCUUGUUCCUCAUCGGCUUCUGCUUCUGGGACGCCAUCUUCGUCGGAUGGAACGUUCCGUAUACCGCACCCGCACGGCACCUCAGUCAGUCCGUCGCGGGGCGCCGCCGUCCCUGGUUCACCUCGAGGUGGAGCCCCUGAAUCCGCCCAACAUCAGCAGCAGUUGGAUUCAUCAUCCGAUUCUGAAUGUUCUUCCGGCUCUUCUCCAAGAGCGUCACUGAGUACGACGGCCGUUAGUCUUGCGGAGCAAUUAAGGCAAUGGGAACAACGAUAUGAACAAUGGUCCAGCCGUUCAGCUCAUUCGUCUGGUGAAGGUCCUGUUGUCGGUCCACCUACUACCCCAACGGCCCAGCCGGUGACCACAGUAGCCACUUUGUCUGUAGCGGCCGCUCCGAUAACGGCAGCGGAACGGUAUCGAACUCGUAAAGCCCGUCCAAUGAGCCUGGAGGAGCUAAAAUCGCAGGAACCUUCGGAUAUUGUCCGUUGCUUGCUGGCCAAGCAUUCGGUCUUUGAUGAGGAUCUCAAGCGAUUGGAGAGCAGUGGUCGAGAGACGACCGCAACGACACCAACAGUGGCCAGUCCAGCAGUGAACAAAGAGAAGAAAUUGAGUCCAGUAGUCAAUCACGUUUCCGUCCCAGCGUCACCCACCAUCAUCACCAACAUCUCUUCUAGCAACAGUCAGGCUGCUGCAAAGUUGUUUCCACCCGUCACGCCUCCACCUCCACCGGCCAUUGAAGUCAUCAAAUCACCGGCCGAACCGUCGCCCAGGACUCCAUCUCCAUUACCACCACCACCUUUGCCGAAAGAGUCGCCACCCCCUAGUCCGUCGCCUCCACCUCCGCCAGUGGCCAAAGAAGAAGAAUUUGCCGAUCCAGUUGAACCCAUGGAUGAAGAUUUGAUGGAUGAAACAGACGGCAGUUUGGUGAUUGCCACUGAGGAAGAAGUGCCGGUAAAAGAGGAAAUUCGGGAGCCUGUCAAUCUCCUUCCUCCACCUCCGCCACCACCUCCUCCUCCUCCGCCACCUCCUACAGAACCAGUGGAAGUGAAAGAACCGUCUCAUCCACCUCCGCCCGAACCUGCGCCAGUCGAAACACCCGUGGUUGAGACUCCACAGAAACCAUCGCGGAGUAGCAAACAUCCGGAAUCUUCGUCCAAGUCUUCGUCAUCCCGUGAUGUGAAAUCGAGUGAACGGUCGAGACAUUCUUCCAGUUCGUCACAUCGCAAGGAGAAAUCAAGUUCCUCUUCAUCAUCGUCGUCGUCGUCGUCCACUUCCUCUUCCAAAGAUUCCGCUGGAAAUAAACCGCAAGAGAUUAAAAGCGAACCAACAACGAUUGAUCCAGCAUUGGCUCGUCGGAAAUCUCGUGAAUCAAGUGAACAACAGGCGACGACGCCAACUUCCAACGAUGCUGCCAAACGUCGUCGAAGUGUUGAUGCUGGAACACCGUCUAGCAAGCGGGUCAAAUCGGAGAAACUUGGCGAGACUCGAGAGAAGGAUAAGAGUAGCAAGACGUACGAUAAAGAGAACAAAGAGACAACGAAAAGUUCCAAAUCGGAGAGCGGCCGUCGCGAAGUCUCUAAAUCGCAUUGCUCUUCUACGCCGUCCCUGAGCAAGAAAUCCAAACCCGAGUUGGACUUGACCAGUUUGAAACCAUGCAAAAUGGAAACGGAAAAGAAGCCGUCGCGCGACGAUUCGGACAAGAAAAGCAACAAAUCCAGCAGUGGCAAAAAGGAUAAAAAGGAUAAAGAACGUGACAAGGAUCGUAGCAGAAGACGAGAAGAAGAGCGCGAACGUGAAAAACGAAAAGAAGAAGAACGUGAAAAACGGAAGGAGGAAGAACGGGAGAAAAAGAGAGAAGAGGAGAUUAAAUUGAAGGAAUACAAGGCAAAACAUCAGUCUCCGGCCAGUGCCUCUUCAUCUCAUCGCCGUAGGAGUGAAGGAGAGCGCAUUAAAUCUUCUUCGAAAACUGAACAUUCAUCUCGCAAACCGGCAAUCCAGCCACCUCGACAGAGCUUGCCCAGUCGGAAGAAAUCGCACUCGGAUAGCGAUAGCAGCAGCAGUAGCAGUAGCAACAGCAGCGUUGGUGGUGGUGGUGGUGUUGGCCGGCACAGUGACGAUGAAAAUCAUACGUCGGUGGUUCGUAGCGGAAGCAAAGCUAGCAGUGAUGACGAUUCCGAUUCGAAUCAUUCCAACGACCAGGAAAAAGCAGACCGUGAGCUGGCCGAAUUUUUGCAAAAUGAGCCCACCUAUUUCUCAAUGUACGACAAAGUGAAGGCUCGUUCGCUGAAACUUCAACAACAAAAGCGCCAGGAAGAAGAACGGAAAACGGUGCAACAACAACAGCAGGACAAAUUCUGUGCCCUCCGACAAGCUCGUUUAGCUGGCGGAUCCGCACCGACAAGCAAAAGGGACAAGGAUGGAAAGAAGAAUGUCUGGGAUUCGUCUGACUCCGAUUCAGAUGGUCCCGUCCGUUCAAAUCGUCCGAGGCCUGUGGCUACAGCGUCACUUUUAUCCAAUUCCGUCAAAUUGUCCUCUUCGUCGUCGGAAGAUUCUGAGCCCAUCGCGCCACCAAGUAAAUUUAAGGAUUUCUUGUUUGAUCAGCCGGACCCCAAAUCUGUGAAAUCGCGUACACAUCCGCCUCCACCGACACCGUCCAGUCACAAAUCCAAGCCUUUACUCUCUUCAUCUGAUUCCGAUAGCGAACCUGAGGUUAAGCCAACGCCCAAACCCAAAGUUCGUGCCGAGCCAACAGCUGCGGUUACCAAGCGACGACCAAGUAUUCCAGAAAUCACACAGUCAAAAACCACUCCCGUCGAGACCAAGAAAACGGUCGAUCGCUCAAAUUCUUUGCCCGUCAAAAAGAGCAAAAAAGAAUCGUCCACCAAGUUACAUCACUCGAAUUCAACAUCCGGCAAACUCAGCAGCAGAGGCGAAGAAAAGAUGGAAAAUAUUUUCGGUCCACUCUCGGACGAUUCGGAUGACCAGCAACGGAUAGCUCGUGCUCCACCAGCUGUAGCAACAGCAACCCCAACCAAUCCGAGAUUGCAAGUUUCUAUCGUCUACAGUUCGGAUUCGGAUAGCGGCCGGGUACCACCCGCCCCUAAGCAGGAAAGUUUACCUUCUCCGCCAUUGACCGACAAAACUGACAAGAAUAGCGAUCGGCAACGUAAGAAGAAAUCGAAAGAGUCGCGUACCAGAGAUCGCAAGAAAUCUGGAUCCAAGGAGUCUGGUACAACUGAGACGCCCAAUCAUCAUCACAAAAGCCGUCCGGUUGUUGAAGCCGUCAAAGAGCAACAGCAAAGUGACGGUGAGGAGCUGCAAGAAGCCGGUCGAGCUCUUGAAUCGAAAUUGAUGGAAGAUUCUUUGAUUGCCAUUGCUCACCUUGCUCAGAAAGAGAAAGAUAAGAAAGAGGCGGAAUUGAAGGUUGUAGCAGCCCAGACGGCCGUAGUUGUUGAUCAGCACAAAAAGAAGAAGAAGAAGAGCAAGAAGAAUCAUCGUGAAGAUGGGCCACCACUACCAGCUCCACCACCACCACCUCCGGUGACUAUCAAAACAGAAUUGCAGGGUCUUGAAUUGCCAUCCACUGUCAUGACGGCUUUGGUGAUCAAAACAGAACCGAAUGAUGUUGUUUGUCCAGCUCCAAUUGCUUCUUCUUCGCCACGAGUCAAACCAGUGACGGAAGUGGUUCAUCCACCUGAGCAUCCGUCUGUGGAACCUAAACUGAGCAUGCCAUCUUUAUUGUGGGAACCUUCAACCUCCCCAGUCAUGCCUACUACUCCGCCAGUCGCCGUUGUGCCGAUUGCCGUUCCAACUGAAAUGCCAACACUAGUGCCCGCCGAACCAGCUGCAAGGCCGGGCAUUUGGAAACAGGAGACGGAAGAUGCUGUGGCGGGAUUGUUAACGGAAACGUUUGACGACUUCAAGGAGGAGAAACUCGACGAAGAACCCGAGGAGCCGGUUGAAACACCUAAUCAGUCAUCGUUGAUCCAGCCCCAGUGGCCACCCGAACAAGAAGAGUCUCCACAGCCCAACGAGGAGGCCCAAAAGGCCAUCCAAAGUUUGCAGUGUGAAGAUGAUUUGGAUAUUUCGGAUGAGAUGAUCAUUGACGAAGCCGGAACAAGCUCUACAGAAGAUACAGCCGGGCCAACCGAGUGUCCCCUUUACUCCGGUUCCAGUUCCAGUGAUGUGGCUGAAGUGGAAAGUCAGCGCUCUGCUCGUUUGGCCGAUGUCACUAAGCCAGCUGCUGUUGAAACAGCUCCAACUCCACCUCCUUCACCGCCGGAAUUGUGCAUUGAUGAGACGAGAUGUCAGCCAGAGAACGAGUCCAGCCCUCGCAAGGAAUUGCCCCGGACACCCGACAUUGACCUGUCGUCAAAAUCUCCCAGAACACCAGAUUUGGAUUUACUCGAUCGAAGUGGUCGACCGACUACUCCGGACUUGCAUUUGCCCACUUUACCUGUUACUAGCAAUUCCGUCAUCAAAGCUGAACCGCACAUUGUGGCUCAAAGUCCGUCUAAACAGACCAAAAAACCCAGGCAGACUCCAUCGACUCGGGGUGGACCACGACGCGUUCGUGGACGAGGAACAUCAGGAUCCAGUCGCGGAGUGAGUGAGAGCUCACUGGAAGGUCACGAUGCAGAUGUCUAUGAAUUUUAUGACACUGAAGAAGAAGUCACUCCAAUGGUGGCACCGACAGUGCCCAUAAUUAUUCCUGUUCCUCCACCGCUUCCUCCUCCAGUGGCUGUUCCUCCAGCUCCACCUGCUCCCGUCGCUGUUGCUGCCCCUGUCUCUGUCCCAGUUACGGUGCCAGAAGCCAUUGAGCACAAGCCGGAAGAGAAACCUAUGGUAGAACUACCGGUACCAGUGCCUGUUCAAGAAUUCACUCCAGUCAGCCAGCCGAUUCCUAGAAAAGAUUUGGAAGGUCUUAAAGGCCGUUUGAUAACUACAAUCGACGAUACGAUCGAAACUGUUGUCCGUGGCCAUCAUAAUUUAUCUGCGGUGGCGCUAGCUACCACCAUGAUGCUUGCCGCUCCGUCCAGUCCGAGAAUUCAAUCUCCGAGGACUUGCUACAUUGGCGGGCCGUUGCCUCAACAGCGAACGAUAGCUGAGACGCCUGGACCGGCAGUGAUGAAAGUCGAACUACCACAACCCUUGAAGGAAACGGCCAAUACAUUGAUAGAUCCAGUUACGGGACAUUUGACUCCCAUCCGGCGUCAUGACGAUCCGCUACCCACUCAACACGCUGGAGUUGUCGUUCGACGGACAGAAGAAACAGUUGCAUCGCCGUCUACUGUCGUUCUCAAUCUGAGAUCAGGCUCGACCCAAGCCAGUCCGGUUGUCCAGCAUCCAACUCAGACGACCACAACGACACCUGUCACCGCUUCAUUGGUCAAAGUGCCAUCUCCCACUAAUUUGGGUGUAGCCAUCACGACGACCAGUUUGCCGGUCGGGCCCAAUUUGCCAACACAAUCUGUUAGUCAGCAGCACGGCAUCGUUUCGUCAUCGGUGACGAUCAUCCCAACCACGACACCGGCUUCGACCAUUUUGGCGCCGAUGCAGGGUACAGAAGUGGCACGUCUACCGUCAGCUACAGUUGUUACGCCCGUUCCUGCGCGUCCGGCUGCUUCAUCUGUUUCGACUUUUCCAGCCGUGCCCCUCACCAGAGACGCCCCAGCCCACGGUUUGCUGCUCCAACAACAACAACAAAUGCAACAGCAACAACAACAAGCUCAGCCUCCAGCUGGACCUGCUCAGCAGCAACAUCAACAACAGCAGCAGCAGCAGCAGCAACAACAGCAAACACAGCAGCCUCCUUCUCAUACGCCGCAACUCCAGUUACCGGCUGGCGUGCCCGUCAGUUUGAGUGGAGGAGCUACUGUCAUUGCCGUUGCCAGCAGUGGACGAGUUACCGGGCCAACUCCACUUCUCGGUCGGCCAACAAUUGCUACACCCCAGCAUUUGAUGCAAAACCAGCCUACGAUGGGAAGUACCGUGGUGAUUGCCAGAGCGACCGGCCCUCAGCAGCAGCAGCAGCAGCAGCAGCCAGUAAACAGGUCACAUGCAUCAAUGGCCAGUGUUCAAGCUGUAGCGCCUGCUUUGCCCGGUGUUCCUUCUCAACCCCAGCGACCUCCACCGGCUGUAGUUACCCUCUACUCUUCAGGAGCUUAUUCUUCGGCAUCCCAACCGGGUCCUAUAGUCUCGACAGCUUCACUGACACGGACGCAAGUCUCGGCAUCUUCGUCGUCUACUGGUUCAAGCGUCUCUGUUCUUCCGGCAACUUCUCGUCCACCUCUAACGUCGUCGACGACCAACAGUGGCGUCUCGGUUUACCCCAUCUAUGGCCCAAGAUCCGAAUCCAUGCCCGCAACUGUUACAUCGACUCCUCCUGUAUUCGGUUCACCAUUGACAACUGCUCCAAUCAGAGUGUCCGUCACUUCGGUACCUACCAGUCGAGCUACUUUGUCAACAACAGUUUCCACGCCCUACCGACCUGUGUAUGCUCCUAAUGAGCCGCCUUCCCAUCAUUUUGCUACCUAUCAACACCAUUUAGUCCAGCAGCAGCAGCAGCAGCAGCACUCUCCCAACAUUUCUGCAGCAGAAACCAGGAGUCGGGAGGAGCCGGUCCGACAGGUCAACACGCCCUCUCGGGAAGACACGGAAGUUCGCCAGUUGCAACAGCAACAGAUUCAGCAACAAUUACAACAACAACAACAGCAACAACAACAACAGCAGCAGCAGCAACAACAACAACAGCCUAUUCAUCCGGCUAUGAUGCGCGAAAUGCGAACUCCUCCGCCAGCCCAUCAACAUUCUCCUAGCCAAACGGAUAUGUCGCGUGUCAAUCCACAAAUUCUACUCCAUCAGCAGCUGUAUCAGCAAUUUUACGCUCGACAUCAUCCGGACUUUGCCAGAAUGGGGACAUUUUCUCCUGGCCCGGCAUCCCAGCAUGCAUUGAAUCCAGCAGAAGCAGCUGAUUUGCAACGUGAUCCGCGAGAAAGGGUUGUCCCGCCAUCAUUGCCAUCUCAUCUGAGGGUUUUGGCUGCUGGAGGUGAACACCGUACGACGGAAUCGCCUCUUCAAGGCUGCGUUGCCGUUCCAUUCACUGUGGCCAACACCAACCAACAACAAUUGUACCAACCGCACCAUCGGCCGGCGUCUUCAGGUUCAGCCUAUCAUCAAACACCGGCUGGUCACAUGCAGAUGGCUCCACCUUCACCUUCUCACCAGCAUCGCCAGACGCAUGUCUACACUCACGAGGAAAGUGGUGGAUACCAUCCGUCUCCUCCGCCUGCUCAUUUGAGUGUAACCGGAGUUAUGCAACGAGUCAAUCCGCCGUCUCAGCCCACUUUGGCCUGUGAAGCGCCUUCACCUGCGACUUCACUAUCAGUCCGACCACCACCCAUUCGGACGCCUCCGCACGCUUCGCAGGUGCCUCCUCAAGCUGAUUCGUUGGUGAGUCUGCUCCAGCGCUAUCCAAUCAUGUGGCAAGGGCUAAUGGCCCUCAAAAACGAUCAUGCCGUUGUCCAGAUGCACUUCAUCUCGGGCAAUCCCAUGGUCGCAAGAGGGUCGUUGCCUUGCAGCCCCGAUGGUUUGGCCUUGCCGCUUCGCAUAGCCCAACGGAUGAGGCUGGAACAACAACAGUUGGAAGGCGUUGCCCGUAAAGUGCAAAUGGAGCAAGAGCAUUGUAUCCUGUUGGCUUUGCCUUGUGGCCGAGAUGCCAUGGAUGUUCUGCAACAAUCCAAUAAUCUCCGCCAGGGAUUUAUCACUUACCUCCAGCUGAAGCAGGCGGCCGGAAUCGUGAAUAUUGCCGCUCCUGGGUCGCAACAGCCGUCUUAUGUCGUCCACAUCUUCCCGGCUUGCGAGUUCGCCAAUGACAGUCUGGCUCGUAUCACACCUGACCUUCUUCACCGCGUGACGGACAUUGCCCACCUGCUUGUCAUCAUCGCCACCGUUUGAUUUUUUUUUUUUUUUUAACUCACUCCCGUCAACAAACAAAAGAAAGAAGAAAAAAACGACAAAUGUAGAGAAAGAAAAUUAAAAAAAAAAAAAAUUCGGAAGAGAAUCACACACUCCCUUUUAUUGUGGUCUUUUUGCUCAAUUCAUUCAGAAUCCAGCCCCCUAUCUAUCUAACUAACUUUAUCUCUUUCUUCAUUGUUUCAUCGUUCUCUUCGUUAUCAUAUUAAUCUGAUGUACUAUUCUCUCUCUUUCUCUCUCUCUCUCUAUCAACACAUAGAAUGUCCGUUUUUCUGUCACACACUAAAGUUUAAUUUAACGUCAAGCGAGUGUGUCGCAAGAAAAUUUAAAAAGAAAAAUUUAAAGAAAAUCCCCUCCCCCAUUGACCGUGUGCGCGUGUGUGUAAUUUCUUAAUAAUUCAAAAAAACUUUUGUUCUUUCUUUUUUUUUCCCCCCAAUCCUGGACUGUUGUGUAAAAAACCUACUCCUUCUUUCUGUUGAUUUUGUUUGUGUGUGUGUAUGCGUGUGUGAGCGAUUGUGUGCAAAUUCCCCCAUGUUUUUUUUUUCUUUUUUUUUUUUAAAUUGUAUAUGUUGAAGAAACAACAGUGUCAUUUGACGUGAAUGAAUAACAAUUUACCUUUUUGAGUUCACCGAGUCUGUGAUCUCGCGCCGCCGCAUUGAUCCCUCCGCGCCGUGUAUAAUUGAAAUGAAUGGAUCGGUAUAAUUUUUCUUUUUGUGUUUGAAUUUUGCUCUUGAAACACUCUUACACAUACACACACAAACAUGUUUUUUUUUUCAUCCACCCAAACCCACAGACACACACACACACACAAAAAUGUACAUUUUUAUUCUGUGUCUUGAAUUCUCGGCCACACUUUUGUCAUCAUCGAUUUACGUUUUGUACCAUAUUGUAUGCUAGAGAGAAGAUUUGCAAAACACAUUCUGGAAAAAGAAAAAAAAGAUGAAAAGCCCAACAAAGCAUACGCCCCGGACUCGUGGAAUUCAUCCGUCGGGGUAUCGUUGUAUAGAGUUAACACCAAUUCAGUACGCCCUUGUACAUAACUCAGUGGUCAGCAUGUAUAAAUACAUGUUUAUAAAUGUUCCAAAUUUCUGAUUUAUCUUUUUUUGUUAUCGUGAAAUUAAAAUUUUUAAACUGAAAAAAAAGAAAACGCUUCGUGCGGAAAACCCGUUGAUGGUGCAAUAAUGACGUACGUGACUCGACUCAAACGGUGAUGAUAAGUCCUUGAGGGAAUAUGCGCCGUAUCUUCUCUUUUUGCAGAGUCAUCACAAAGUUUAUCACAUGAGUAAAUUUAAGAUUUAUAGUUUAGUAUUUAAAUAAAUCGUCAUCAGGGUCGUCACGUGAUUGUUUCCGGGGUUGCAAUUUACCAAAAAAAAAAUAAAAUAAAACGUAAAACGAGGGCUGGUCCCGGUGACGUCAUUAAAAGGCAUCCGCCUACUCUAAAAUGGCGGACGGGAAAAAGCGGUACCAGGAGGAGAUUGUGAAGGAAAGCUGGUCUUGACCAAGAUUACAGCUAUACAACUCUAUAAAAAGGCGCAGCGACGAAAGGGCUGGCCUUCAUUCGAAACCGUCUAUCGGCCACGAAUACGUCAGCUCUUACGUCUUAUUGCAUUUGCCAACUUUCAAGUCGACCAAGUAUGAGCCAGAUCGCUUUUGCAGCCAAUUGUUUUGCGUUGGGUACUGUUGUUGCUGCUGCCCAGCAAGUUUUCGUCAAAAAGACGAUCGAAGGACUGGAAAAUGCUGCCGAUUCGAUAGUACGACGUAAUUACAGCACGUCAUAUCGCUACAGUAUAGCUCAUCCGGCUAUUGUACUUCAGUCUUCCCGUCUGUCUCCCAAAACGACGUGACUAAAGGCCCAACUAAACUGAAAUCGGCCCCAGUAUUAUCUUCACGUAUACACACUAGACUCUGCGUGAUGUUGCAGUCCUUUUUUUGCUGAUCUCUUCAAUGUUUGUGCUGCAGUGACGUCAUUUCUGCCGGAUUGUUAUCGUUGUUCCUUCAUUUACUUUCAAAAGCGAAUAAAGGGUAUCGUUGAAUCCUA